Entelurus aequoreus (snake pipefish) is the source of this 5741-nucleotide messenger RNA. RefSeq names its product N-acetyltransferase 8-like (gene aspnat). The transcript has 3 exons. The record is from RefSeq and is a predicted model, not a curated record. Gene Ontology annotation, molecular function: L-aspartate N-acetyltransferase activity. The coding region runs from base 186 to 1013 and encodes 275 amino acids. NCBI's taxonomy places the organism in Eukaryota, Metazoa, Chordata, Actinopteri, Syngnathiformes, Syngnathidae. Gene Ontology annotation, cellular component: mitochondrial membrane.
CCCCGCCUAUAAAUACAGCUGCUGGUGCGCCGGCCAGCCUUGGUCGCCAGAAUCGCUCAGGGUUGCAGCACAGCCACCCCCAUCCAUCCCUUCCUCCUCCGUCUUCUCCCCCAUCCAUCUUCAUUUUUUGAGCAGGGACGCCAUCCUCACAUUCACUGUGUACAAAACCUGCUUGGUUUUUUUGCAUGCAUUGUUCGUCUCCCAAAAUGGUUUGCGAGACUAAAAUAGUAGCGGAUGAACACGAUGCUAUACCUGGGAGCAAAAAGGAGGCGCCCAUGAUGUGGAGCGCCCCCGCGUCCGGCCCGAGUGAGGCCAAAGACGCGCGGCGGGACGCGGUCUUCAUCCGCGAGUUCGAGCGCGGCGACCAGGAGGAGGUGCGGCGCAUCUUCUACGAGGGCAUCAUGGAGAGGAUACCGAACACUGCGUUUAGGGGGCUCCGGCAGCAAAGCCGAACACAGUUUUUGUACGCUCUUCUCACAGUAAUGUGCUUUUCUAUGACCAAAUCCUUCACACUGACCUGCUGCGCCCCGCUCGUCCUCAUGGGCGCUCGCUACUACUACAGCUGGAAAGUCAUCCACAGCUAUCUGGAUCACGCCCUGCACACCGACAUGGCUGACAUUGAGGCCUAUUACAUGAAACCUACAGGCUCUUGUUUCUGGGUAGCAGUGCUGGACGGAUGCGUUGUGGGCAUCGUGGCGGCACAAGGCCGUGAGGAUGACAACGCGGUGGAGCUGCGACGCAUGUCCGUGGAUUCUCGCUACCGCGGCAAAGGCAUCGCCAAGGCCCUGGGUAGACGUGUUCUGGAGUUUGCGGUGCGCAACAACUACGGCUCCGUGGUACUGGGCACCACAGCCGUUAAGAUGGCCGCCCAUAAGCUGUACGAGUCACUCGGCUUCCGCCGAACAGGCCAGAGCGAUGACUACAGGCUUCCUGGUAUGAGCCGCUCGGCACUGGAGAGGCUCUUCUUCCAGAUCCGAUACAGCCGGUACCGCUUGCAGCUCCGUGAGGAGUGAGAGGUGAAAGGGAGAGAUGGAGGAAGAAAGGGACAGAGAGAGGGAGCGACGACCCCCUCCCAUCCUACAUCUGAGAGCCCCUCCUCUCUUCUGACAGCUUUUAUUUAUUUCUCUUAGGCAUAAUUACAUACGUUUUCAAUUUUACAGUCACUAACAUCGACAAUACUUAUGUUGUCUUUAUAGUAUUGUUUGACAUUCCUUUUUGUUUUCCUCCAUUUUCAUUAUUAUCAAUCUGUUUUGGCAUCCUUACUACCUUUUCCUUACUUCCAUCCGAGAAAAAUCAGCAUUAGUUGUGGACAUCACAUGAUCAAUACCCUCAUUCUUCACUAUUCCCGAGUGAAUCCCCCCCACACGCACAACACGCCCUUCCCUGAUUGGUCCGCUGCAAGAUGCAUCAGGCAGGUUUAGACUCAGCUAAGAGAGGAAAAGGGGUGAGGGGUGGGGGGACGUGGCCUCCCUGAAUAUGUAUGGUGUGUGUACUUGGUCCACACAUAUCACAUCAUUUGGCUUUCGACGCCGUAUUAAAGCACAGCAAAGAGUGUGACCACCAUGGUGAGGAAGACAGAUAGAAGGAUGAGCACAGUGGGUGCAUCUUUCAUCUCUCUCACCAUUUUGGUUCUGGUCUCUUGAGCUGCCCUAAUACACAAUUCAACAUUUAUUCAAAUAAUAUAAUAAUAACAAUAGUAUUACUGGACAGCAUUAUUUACAGUACUUACAAACACUUUAACUAUAUGUUGCAAUAUGCAAUUAUCUGCCAGAUAAAGCAACAGAGGUUUUUAAACCACACUGAUAUGGGAUAGUAGAGACAUGACAACGAGCAAUAUUUAUACAAAUUCAGCACAAUAAAGCCAGCAGUGUUCAUUAUAUAACCUAAAAUGAGUCAACUAUCAAAUGCAUACAAAUAUAAAAACGACAUCUCCCUUUCUCCCGUUCACAAAACUGUCUGCAACCCUGGGCCGAGACCCUACACCCCCAUAACCACUAACCUUUGACCUUGACCCCACCCAUUUCCCACCAUCUCUGCAUGAGAUACAACGCCUUGCUGCACUGCUUUUAUUAUGAAAGCUUACUGGGGCCCCUAGAACUUUACUCAAACCCUCAGAUGCUAUCUGGGCAGUUUGAUGUUCUGCUGCCUCCAGGUCGGACUUUUGACUGGAUGUAUGAGUGUGUGAGUGUGUGCACACUCACCAAAAGCAACGCUGCCUGGAUGACAUCUUGCCCGCCUGCCAAGCAACUGCGGAAUGCAAAAAGCAAUGCAAUGUGGCAUGCCUAAGUACCCAGUGUGUGCAGCGCCUACCCUGUGGCGGGGAGAAAAUCAAUUAAUAUAUAUUUAUAUAUGCUAUAUAUAAAUAUAUAUGUACGGUAUGUGAAGAAAAAGUAUUGUUACUUUUUUUAGAUUUUCAAUAAUAACAACGUGAAACAUUUGCAUGAAAAAUGUUUUCAAAACAUGGUAAAGGGUGCCAAAUGGUCUAUACACAGCCAGAGCUUGUAAAUCUUUCAAGAGGCUACCAAUUACUAGAGAGUAAUCGUAGCAGUCGGCUAAUGGUGAAAGGUUUACUGCAGGAUCGUGACAUUCUGUUGCCGGUAGCCAUUUUGUGACUAUCAUGCUGAAACAGUGUUUCUAAAUGAGGCGAAGUGGGGUGGGUUGCAUGGACACUCGCAUGUUUAGACUUACACAAGCCACAGCACCUAACGCCCCAAAAUGAACCUCCAGCUAUAUGUCAAAAUAUAUACUAAAUACAAACACAUAUACUCGCUACGGGCUCUGACUUUUGUGAGUGAGCAUCCUUUCUUUAAAACUCCAUAAUGUUGUACAAAGCAAAAUGCACGAGGAGCAUCAACAAACAUGACAGAGACGUUGGGAUUCAGCUUUGUCAAGGGAAAAGCAUCCAAUUUUGAAAUGUGCCUGAGGCUUUCCAGAUUAGAAUGUCAUACCAAAAUUGUACAGAGUACACUUUAUCUCACGUAACACUGAGCAUCAUUACACAGUAUGAAUGUCUAGAACAAGAGGCAGCCUUCGCAGAGGUAGAUUGUAAAGACGACGGUGAGCCAUUUGCGCUAUUGCCUAUCUCAGUUCUUGCAUGAUUACAUUUACAAAUGAGAGUACAUUAAUUCUGAACACAUAAUUUAGAAUUCUUUAUGCACUGAAAUCAAACACAGGGGUUCAAAUAACACGCAAACUGGACAGCCUCAAGUAGCUUAAGGGUGAUUUUUCAACUGUAAAGUGCACUACAAUUUUUGUCUAUGUCUAUUCACUACUCGACAGGAAUGCCAUGUCAAGACCUACGCCCCUGGGAGCCGGUUCGUAGUAAUGUGUAGAAAAGGUUCUGUUGAUAUACAAUCUCACUUCUGUCAUGAGGUUUGCUUGAGUGCGCGGGUGCUUUCCAAUUGCUUUGAAAGGUGGGCUGCAUCGAGAGCCCUCCCCUGAUGGAGAAGCAUCAUUUACGUGCUCUACAAUCCACUAUACUGCACAAACUGCUUUGUUUAAAAUGAGGAAAUCCUCAACAGUGACCAAAACCACUUUAAGAAAGAAAUUAUUACAAGGUCAGUAUGUUAACAUAAAAGUGCACAAAUGUACAGAUGCUGCAGGUUGUGAAAGGCAAUGUCCCCUAAAAAGCAUGAAUUUACUUUAAGGGGGCACAGAGUAAAAGUAAGUUAAGUAGUUAUUAACAUACAACAUUAGAUGUUAGAGAUCAUGUAUGAUUGUAAAUAUGCGCUAUUAAUGCGCUGGUAAUUUGCGUCAGUGGUGUCUUAAGAAGAAGGCUGCCAUGUGGAAAUGUUCCAACGUCUAAAGAUGGCGAGGAUCCCGGGGAGGAAUGUGGCACAUUAGCGGUUGGGGGUGGGAGGUGGGGGCUGGAUAUGCUGCAACAAGGAUGACAUGGACUCCUCUCUCUCUCUCUCUCUCUCUCCCUCCACCUCUGGUGAGGAUGCUGCUUCACUGCGGCUCAUACAAAAACGGACUCACUCUGGACUGAGGCCACAGGUGCCAAGAACACUUCAGCACUUGUAGCACAACUGUGUCUUGACUUAAAACACAGGUCCUUUUGAUUUGGCCUUUUGUUUGCUGUGAGGAAUAUGGAUACCGUUUCUGUCAUCAGCACCCAUGCAGGACACAGUCAUUGCACCAUCUUUAAUUCAUACUGACCAACAGCUAUUUUUAGGGGGUGGAAAUCCAAUGCUAAAUGUGACAGUAACUUUAUUAUUCUUUGUGUUGCCAUUUUGUGUUCAAAACGGUUGUAUUUUCUAUUAUUUUUGAGGAAAGAAUUGUGUCCACGUGCCAUUCAGUCAAGCAAUAAAUAUGACGAAGUAGGCAAACUACAAACGACUGACAGAUUCGAUCAUAAAUGUGAAAUGCUGCAAUGAUGUUAUAUCUCAUAUAUAUUACCACUCACGAUUGAGUCUUAAGGGGUGUUUGGAUUGAAUUCUCUUUUGUAUUUUCCUUUUUUUACUUUUCUGUUGGAGUAUACACAAAUGUACCUCUGCAUAUUUGUACAGAUGUCAAAAAGAAAAGGUGGAUUUGUUGAUGAUGGUUGUCCAAGCAGACAGGGAAAAGAUUGUGUCACUGCACCCCGAAAGUGUAAAGUCAUGUUACGAAGGUUUUUGUUGAACCACUACUAUUCGGGGGAGAAAUCAACCAAAAAAAUUCAACUCUUAACUUUGUUGACUUUUCUUACGAGUAAGAUUCAAAGUCGUGUUUUGAAUCUGUAAGUUAGUAACUGUAAAGUUGUACAUUGUUUUGUAAAUAGCGUCCGAGGGCUGGUUUUUACCCACUUUAUAACAGAAGCUGUAAAUGUAAAAUAAAAUUAUAUUUUAAAUUUAUCUAGGGCACUAAUUAUCCAGUAAUGCAGGUGUCUUCAUCUGUUUUACCUCAAAUUGAUCCCAUAGUAAUGACUUCCGGCCACUUUCAGGGGCCGAGCUGCACACCAUCUUGACCCAGGGCUCCACGCCCUCCCCCUUCCUUGUCUGCUUGAACUCUGGAGAUGUCAAAGUGAGCUUAGCACAGUCAAAAAGCAACACUGCUCGCUUCCUUCCCACACCAGCCAUGAAAGUCAAACUAGCGAGAUGCUGCGAUGCCAUGAGGCUCUCUCUGUCCUGUCAUGACUGCUGUCUUGUUGCCAGGAAACACAGCACAGCACGGCGGGGAACUGAUCUGCAGCCACACUGUUAGGAGGCGGCCAGGUCAAAUACAUGGCCAUGACGGGGGAAUGGACAGAGGAACUAGCUGAUGGGUGGAAGGCUAGACUUUUAAAUUGCAACUGAGGGAACUUUGUAAUUGGGGCAUAGGCGAGAUGUAGGGGGAGGUGGCGCACUUAUGGAAUGGUGUGGAAUUUGAGGAAAAAAGAGGCCCAUUGCGACUGAAAGUAGGAAGUUAGUUGCACUUGAGGUCCCACUGACUAAUAGGGUUUGUGCAAAAGGGAUGAGAGCCCAAAAUACAAAGCACAGUUCAUAUAAAAAGAUGGGAUGGGAGUGGUGAGGGGGUCAAGUAACAUGUCAGGGAAUUUGUUGCUGGUUAAGCCACUCUGCUUUAACCUCAGUGGCUGCAUUGAAUCAGUUCCCUUAAUGCCGUACCAUCACACUGGGAAUGACACUAUGGGAUUAUGAGCCCUUCUUUUUUUUACAAUGACAACUGAACACUGUAUAGAUUUAAAGAUGGAAUUCCCUGCAUUAUGAUGAACGUGGAUGUAUAUAUAAUGUAUCAAUAAAAAAUGACCAUGCAUUGAGCUUUUA